Pungitius pungitius (ninespine stickleback) is the source of this 1706-nucleotide messenger RNA. It is a transcript of the gene mettl14, whose product is annotated as methyltransferase 14, N6-adenosine-methyltransferase subunit. The transcript is spliced from 11 exons. Gene Ontology annotation, cellular component: RNA N6-methyladenosine methyltransferase complex; nucleus. The coding region runs from base 137 to 1498 and encodes 453 amino acids. Lineage: Eukaryota; Metazoa; Chordata; Actinopteri; Perciformes; Gasterosteidae. Gene Ontology annotation, molecular function: mRNA binding. The record is from RefSeq and is a predicted model, not a curated record.
AGCUAUUAAACAUCGGCCGAUUUUGUCCCACGUUACGGAAAACUAGCCGAUUGGAUUCAUAUAAAGAGCUUCGAUGCACCAAAGCCCAAGUGUACUAGACAGUUAGCGUUGUCGAGAAACCCUUACAGCUGAAGAUAUGAACAGUCGACUGCAAGAGAUCCGCGAGCGACAAAAACUUAGACGGCAGCUUUUAGCUCAACAGCUGGGAGCCGAAAGCGCAGACAGCAUCGGAGCUGUUCUAAAUAGUAAAGAUGAACUGAAGGAGAUAGAGGAGACGAGAGAAACAUGCAGGUCUUCUUUUGACAGUUCAGCUGCACCCUCCAAAAGGAAAGCACAGGAAGGAGAUGACACGGAGGAAGAUGUGGAAGAACAUAAGGAGGAGGUGGAGGUGCCACAGGUGGAUCAAAGCAACCCAUUUGAAGAAGUGUACAAGGACUCAAGCACAUUUCUUAAGGGUACCCAGAGUUUGAACCCCCACAAUGACUACUGUCAGCACUUUGUUGACACAGGGCACAGGCCACAAAACUUCAUCAGAGAUGUCGGCUUGGCGGACCGGUUUGAAGAAUACCCUAAGCUUCGAGAGCUGAUCAGACUGAAGGACGAGCUCAUCUCCACCACCAACACCCCUCCAAUGUACCUCCAGGCUGAUCCAAUGCACUUUGACCUGCAGGAUUUGAAGUGUGAGUUUGACGUCAUUCUGCUUGAGCCUCCCUUAGAGGAAUACUACAGAGAAUCGGGCAUCAGCCACACUGAACGUUUCUGGACAUGGGAUGAUAUCAUGAAACUGGAAAUUGAGGAGAUAUCAUCUCUUCGUUCCUUUGUCUUUCUCUGGUGCGGCUCUGGCGAAGGCCUGGACUUGGGCAGAAUGUGUUUGAGGAAGUGGGGCUUUAGACGGUGUGAGGAUAUCUGCUGGAUCAAGACCAACAAGAACAACCCAGGCAAGACCAAGGCACUGGAUCCCAAAGCAGUAUUCCAAAGGACCAAGGAGCACUGCCUGAUGGGAAUCAAGGGCACGGUGCGUAGGAGCACUGACGGGGACUUCAUCCAUGCUAACGUGGACAUUGACUUGAUCAUCACCGAGGAGCCCGAGAUGGGAAAUGUAGAGAAGCCUGUUGAGAUCUUCCACAUAAUUGAGCACUUCUGUUUGGGCCGCAGGAGGUUGCACCUGUUUGGACGAGACUCGACCAUCAGACCGGGCUGGCUGACCGUGGGUCCUACUUUGACCAACAGUAACUUCAACCCAGAGACCUACGCCUCGCAUUUUGUCAAUUCCCACCUGUCUGGCUGCACAGAGGAUAUAGAGAGGCUGCGGCCUAAGUCCCCCCCUUCUAAGCUGAAGUCCGAACGUGGUGGCGGAGCAACCAGAGGGGGGCGUGGGGGGCCAAAUGCAGGAAGAGGCGGGGACAGAGGCCGUGAGAGAAACCGGCCAAAUUUCCGUGGGGACAGGGGAGGGUUCAGGGGCAGAGGAGGGCCACAUAGGGGCUUCCCUCCUCGCUAGAGCAAAGAGGUAAUGCUCCCCAGACUGAUAGUAGAUAUCCACACCUGCUUGACCCACAAACACACGCUUUUUUUUAAUGCACUCAUUGUAUGAUGUGGUUAGCAUGUGAACGGUGAGAAGUUAGUUAAUGUGAACAUUUGUGUUUUGUUUUUAUCGACAUACUCAAGAUUUAAUGUGAGUUGUCAGAAUAAAUUGUUUUCCACUUUUA